Messenger RNA from Trypanosoma theileri, 2649 nucleotides. RefSeq names its product surface protease GP63. Gene Ontology annotation, cellular component: cytoplasm; membrane. The record is from RefSeq and is a predicted model, not a curated record. The coding region runs from base 1 to 2649 and encodes 882 amino acids. Gene Ontology annotation, molecular function: metalloendopeptidase activity. NCBI's taxonomy places the organism in Eukaryota, Euglenozoa, Kinetoplastea, Trypanosomatida, Trypanosomatidae. The transcript has a single exon. Gene Ontology annotation, biological process: cell adhesion; proteolysis.
AUGCGUCGUCUGUUGUGCACUGCGCUGUUCUUGCUGUGUUGUGCCUACGGGUGCAUUGCAGCUGUUGUGCAGCCGCUACCGCAGAGAGGACAGGGUCCCUGGGAUACGUACACCCUCUCUGUUACUGAUUCUGAGAAGAAAAAAGAUUUUAAACCCAUUCGUUUUGCUGUUUCUGCUAAAGAAAUUGAUAGGGUGUUGAAGUAUUGUAAACAAUCUGAUGUGGAUUUGGAUGAAGAUCAGGAAGAAGAGUAUGAUGCUGAAUAUGAUGAUACAAAAGAAUAUGGAUUUCCACUUGAUCCCGAGGAAAUCAACGAGUUUUGCGAAGGACAAAACGAGGUAAAACUGUAUGUGAGAAAAACGCUUUUAAGAGACGUUCUUCCUGCUGCUCUCAAACUACACAGUGAACGUCUCCGUGUUGAGCAGGUGCACGGCAAGUUGAUUUUGCCUUUUGUUAGGGAGAAAGAGUAUCCAUACUUGUCAGAGUGCCCAAAUGUCUCAAUUCCAAAAGAGCAUCGAGAUGGUAUUCCCGAUGCUGAUUUUAUGUUGUAUGUGGGUCUUAUACCAUCAGCUGACUCAACUAACAGCGUGAAGAUUUGCUCUUACAACGACCAGAAACGCCCUACAUCUGCUUUGAUUAAAUUUGUUCCCAAAGAAAUUGUUGAUACAAGGCACUUCAUUCGCUUGACUGCACAUGAGGUUGCACAUGCUCUUGGGUUUGAUAUUGAAACGAUGAAGGAGCAUAAGGUGAUUGUGGAAGAAAACACAGGGAAGAAAGUCCUUUUGGUCGAAUCCAAUGAUGUGAUCGAGAAAAUGAAAGCACAGUAUGCUUGCGCUAACGAUAAUGAAAUAAAGAGUCUGGUUUUUGAAAAUGACCGCGGUGAAGCUGAUCCGUUACACUGGAAACGCCUUAUUGCGAAGGAUGAGUUGAUGAGUACGUACAGUAGCAGCAGCAAUGGAAUGUUCUACACCGCACUGACACUUUCUGUAUUUGAUUCUAUGCCAUUCUACAAGGCCAAUUUUAAAAUGGCUGAAAAUAUGAGUUGGGGAAAGGAUGCUGGUUGUGAUUUUCUGAAGGGUGGAAACAAAGAAGAAUACAAACAAACAAAAUCCUCCAAGUACUCUGAAAUGUUCUGCGAUGAAGUAAAUCCUGCUCUGCAAUGCACUUCUGACCGUUUUUCACUUGGAAUGUGCUCGAUGAAGCCAUCUGGGGUUGAGAUUCCUGAUGACUAUGCGAUGUAUUUUGGCACAGUUCUCUAUAACUCCGAUAAUGACCUGAUGGAUGGUUAUCACAUUAUUAAACCGAUUCCUAAGACAAAUUGUGAGGAGGAUGAGUUCAAACUGAUUCCUGGCAGUAUUCUGAGCAAUAUCUCUCGAUGUCUGAAAGGUGAGAAUCUGAAACUGAAAGAACCAGAUGGUAAACCGCCCGUUGGUGACAUUUGUGCGAAAGUGAAGUGUGAGAACAACAAGGUAUCGGUACAGUACAGUGGUUCCGACAAAUGGCAUGUAUGCGAAGAUGGGAAAAUUGAAGUCACGGAUGGUCAGGAGUUCCAAAGUGGAAGUAUCUUGUGUCCCAACUACACUGAAGUAUGCAAUGACUUUUCUGAAGUUAAGGAUAUUAACUUCACAAUUGAAUAUGAUGAGGAUGAGAAAGAGCGAAUCAAGAAAGAGAAGGAACAGGAGAAAAACGAAAUGGAGGAAGAGGAAAAGCAACGCAGUGAAGCAGAAGCGGAAGCGGAUGAGCAAACCAGGAGAGAAUCACAACAGAGAGAAAAGGAAAGAGAGAAAGAGAAAGGCAAAGAAACUGCGAAACAACCCGAACCAUCCCCACCGACAGAUUUACAACAAGUACAGCAGUCCCACACACAACCCAAUCCGAGAGAAAACCCUACAUCAGAUGUGACCGUAGAACAUGGGGGUUCAGCUGUAGCUGGUAAUGCAAAUGGUACAUCACAUGUACCUACUGCACCAUCACAGGCAGAAGACCAAAGGGAUUCAGCAGGAGGGGGUAAAGAGGAGGUUGCUCUACCUCAUCCAGCUGUACCUGAGCCACAACUUGAGAGGGAGGAGAAACAAGCUCACGAGAACAGUAACAACAACAACACUGGUGGUCUACAACCGCAACAACCCACUUUAUCUGCACAAGAGAAUUCCAGUGAACCCGUCAAGAAGCCUGAAGUGGAAAAAAAACCCACCUCUGAGAUCUCCAAGCCUGUCGUAUCUGAACCCAUUGCUGUUUCGGAGGACACUCCUUCCAAAAAGGAGGAGGAUCACAACAAUACAACGGAAAACAUUGAACAAGUGCAAGAAACAAUAACAGAGUCUCCCUCACAAAAUGGGAACGAUGAAGGAAUAAAUACCACAGUUGAUACAACUCAUUCCCCAAACAGUCCUGCCACCGAUGAUGAGAAGGAAGGCGGUGUGAAUGCUGACAACAACACAACUAACACAACAACAUCAAGCAUACCAGAGAAUGUAAACGCAUCUGCUGCUCCUGCCACUUUGACGGAACUAAACAACACUCAGGUAGGACAAGUAAUAAACGAGGCGACCACCAUUGCUAUUGUGGGUGCUGACAGCAGUAUUGCCACUUCAUACCAAAUCCCUCUUUUGCUUAUUGUGUCUGCUCUGGUGGCUCUGGCAUCCCCAUGA